AUGGCCCUGCUGACCGAUCCCGAGACUCCCAAGCCCAAGCCUACCUUCACUCCUGGACAGAUGGAAGCAGCGAGUAAGACUCCUCCAGUUGUUUGCAAACAUCCCGAGGUUCUGACUCGUCGCCAACAACUUGACGCCAAAAAGAACAAGAAGGAUGCCCAGGAGGAUGAGCCGAAGGAGGAUGAGCAGAAGGAUGAAGCAGAGCAGCCAGGAAGCGAUGAUGAACCACAGGAGGUGAUGAAAAAACCAGCGUCAAGGAAGGCAGGCAAGGAGAAAACUCAGCCCAAGGCCAAGGCCAAGGGCAAAGCUAAGUGUAAGGCGAAAGCAUCCCCGAAGCGCAAAGCUUCCCCAAAGAAAGCACCCAAAAGUCGUGGUAGGAAGUCGAAGGAAGGCAAAGGUGCUGAGGACCAGGAAGAUGAGAAGGAUGAGGAGGAAGAGUCAACACCUGAACGCAAAGACCUUUCAAAGGAGUUUAAGCAUGCUGCUCAGGGCAAGACUGACCCCCCCGAGCCUGAGCACAAACCCAAGAGGAAAGCCCGCAAGAGCAAAAACAAGAACAAGAACAAGGAGGCUGAGAAAGGUCAGGGAUCUGCUGAAGGUGAUGCUGAGCCCCCCAAAACCCGCCGCCCCCGCAAGAGCAAGAAAGAGGAUCAGGGGAAUCAAGGGGAUGAUGCUGAGGUUGAUGUGAUGUAUGACAAGAUGAUGGUAGGAGUCAUUACCCAAACGUUGAAAGAAGUGAAGAGCAUGACAGUUGAUGAACUGAAGGAUUACCUGUGCAAUAAGAAGCUUGACCUCCCCAAUGACAAGUGUGAGUUGAAUGUGUAUUGGACCCAGACAGCUGCUGCUGUCCGCUUCAAGCUCAUCCCAUCAAAACCCGAUUCUUCCAGAUUCUCUUACAAGAUCGGCACGUGGAACACCCGUAUGGCUGCUGCUUUCAUCUCCUCCUAUCUCAUGGCUUCGUGGAUGGAGACCCAAACGGAUGACAUCCUGCUUGAAUACGAGGAGCCCUUUGGGCCUGUCAUGUACGAGAUGGCCAGGAUCAAGGUCAAUGCCAACGCUGCUUUGGAAGCGUUCACGGGGUCUGGAUGA
Molecule: messenger RNA, 1089 nt
Organism: Cladocopium goreaui
Lineage: Eukaryota; Dinophyceae; Suessiales; Symbiodiniaceae
Source: the annotation of a GenBank genome assembly